GCAGGGGGAGGGGGUGGGGAGGUGUGUGUGUGUGGUGUGUGUGUCUGAGGGCAAAGUUAUGUCAUGGAAGCUAUUUGGAUUUAUCAGUUCCGUCUGAUCGUGAUCGGGGACUCGACGGUGGGCAAGUCCUGCCUCCUCCGCAGGUUCACCGACGGCAGGUUCACCGACGUCUCGGACCCCACCGUCGGCGUGGACUUCUUCGCCCGGUUGGUGGAGAUCGAGCCGGGGAAAAGGAUCAAACUGCAGCUGUGGGACACGGCGGGGCAGGAGAGAUUCAGGUCCAUAACCCGUUCCUACUACCGCAAUUCUGUUGGUGGGCUUCUUGUGUUCGAUAUCACAAAUCGCAGGUCGUUUGAACACGUGCGCCACUGGUUGGAAGAAGCAAAAAUGCAUGUCCAGCCAUUCCAGAUCAUUUUUUUGCUUGUUGGACACAAAUCUGACCUGGCAUCCCAGCGAAAAGUCUCCAGGGAGGAAGCGGAGAAACUUGCAGCAGUGUCUGGAAUGAAAUACAUAGAGACGUCGGCGAAGGAUGCUACCAAUGUGGAGGAGUCCUUCACCAUUCUUACCCGAGAGAUAUACGGGCUGCUGAAAAAGGGCGACAUAGGGAUCCAGGAAGGAUGGGAGGGGGUGAAGAGUGGUUUUGUUCCAAACGUCGUUCAUUCUUCUGAAGAAGCGGUGAAACCUGGACGAAAGUGCCUUUGCUAAUCACUAGGGCGGUGAACCCGGUGCUCCAAAGAAUUGCUUCAUGUACUUUUUUCUGCAAGCUUACCUGAAAUCAGCCAACAAAUCUACUCUCAUUUAUUGUAGAUUUAGCAUAGAUUUGGUUAGAAUGCAUUUCAUGGAAACUUAAGUAAGUGCCACUAUAUAGCUACAGUGCUUCUUGAACAUCAAGUGUAUACAUUUAUUUAUCAGUAGCUGCAGACUCUUAAGAGUGCGUUUUUUGCACAGUACAAUCAAGUUUUAUUUUUGGAAAUUGUUGCCUUACUGUAAGACUAGACUGUAUAUUGGCAAAAGGAGAUAGAAGUGAAAGUAAACAGUUAACAGAUAUAUUUGAUAUGAGACCAUUUACCCAAAGCAAUGUUUUAAAUAUUUAGUGAAGGUGGGGGGGGUUUCUACAUAUUUAAAAAAAAAGUACAAGAAAAUAUUUUGGGGAUCUUAGAAGUAGGAAUUCAUGACUGAAUUUUCUUUUAGAGAGAGUUUCCCCCCCCCCCCCCCCAUUUUUAGCUAUAAAAUUCCUUGGUUUCUUGCCUUUGAUUAAACUAUGAAUUGUGAAUGUAUUUCAAGGUUCAAAUUUUAACCCUGUUGCUAUUUUAUUCUUUUCAAGUGGUGACAGCUACUAAAUGCUGCACUUGAAAUUAUUGAAGGAGAAAGAUUUAAAAAAUUCAAAGCCCUGCAAAGACUGAGAAGGUUGUUUGAGCUAAGAGAAAAUAACAAAGUUUUAAGAAGUUGCACUGCCACAAAGUGCCGGUUCUGCCAGUGUCUGUGCUCCUGAAAUAAUAAACUGAACUAACUCCCUGAGCCUUUGUGGUCUAAGCAAGGUAGUAAGAACCAGACGUUUGGCUAAUAUUGCACAGAGAAUAUUUCCUGAAGCAUCUCACUUUAGCUUGUGCAACACCAACAGUGACAUCAGCAUUUCUUUUCUGAGCCAAUAUUUUUGCAGUUUGGCUGGUGGAAGAAUAACGAAUAGCAAAGGUGAGGCUGUGGCAUUUUAAUGUUUGACUUGUGGCUUUAAAUGCUACAGGUUAUUCAAGCUGCUUUUUUUCACAAGAGGGGAGAGUUGUGGCUAUUGAAUUUGAGCCUUCCUAUAUUUGCACUUGUGGGGGGGAAGGGGGCUGGGAGGGGAGAUCAGAACAGAGGAGAACAGAGAAAAGACCAUGAGUAAUCUGUGAUGAAAAGGGCAAAUGAGGCAUUGCCAUGACUGACCAGAAAGAUCUUGAGGGCCCAGGUGGCUUUCAGAUCCAUUUGCUCAUGUAAAUGCACUUUCUGUUGCUGGUUACUGUGCAACAUAAAUUAUAGCCGCCAUUUAAUAUAGCCCUGCGUUAUUCAACUUGCAUGCAAUAUGCUGAACUGGUUGUAAAUCUUAAGCACACCAGUCUGCUCUUCAAUUCUGAUGUGAAAUGUUAACCUGCAAAUAAGUAGCAGAUUGUCUUUUUUUAAUCCAAUUGCUAGCUUGAUCAAUUCUCGUUUGAUUCUGAAACCAACUGGAAGGAUUGUGUGGUAUACACAAUAACAUAUUGUUUAGGUUGCCUGUAUUUAAAGGGUCAGGAGGAGAAUAUUUAAGAUGCAGAUUGAAAGGUGAAGGUUACUUAUGUGGGUAAUCAUCUCAUAACUUCUAUCUGUUCCAAUGCACGUAAUCCUUGUACUUCUUGGGCAGGUUAAAGUGUAAAUCACCAAUCUUAUUUUGUACAUUGCUGGUAUUAAAAUCUAAAAUCUUUUAAAGUUG
Molecule: messenger RNA, 2443 nt
Organism: Callorhinchus milii (elephant shark)
Lineage: Eukaryota; Metazoa; Chordata; Chondrichthyes; Chimaeriformes; Callorhinchidae
Product: ras-related protein Rab-39A
Exons: 2
Coding region: 64-705 (213 amino acids)
Biological process (GO): Rab protein signal transduction
Cellular component (GO): Golgi membrane
Molecular function (GO): GTPase activity; GTP binding
Source: RefSeq, a predicted model, not a curated record